Triticum dicoccoides is the source of this 1797-nucleotide messenger RNA. RefSeq names its product probable amino acid permease 7. The record is from RefSeq and is a predicted model, not a curated record. NCBI's taxonomy places the organism in Eukaryota, Viridiplantae, Streptophyta, Magnoliopsida, Poales, Poaceae. The transcript has 5 exons. Bases 65 to 1546 code for a protein of 493 amino acids.
UUCAACUACCAAACCCACCAGUACAAGGGAUGUCUUUUCUCCUUGGUUAUAUAAUGAAGCUGAUAUGCACAAGCCAAGUCUCUUGGACAAUCGUUACAAAGAGGAAAGAGGAGAAGAUCGUGAAGCCAUGGGAGGAGUUGGGGGAGGAGGAACAGGUAGAGGAAGAGGCGAUCGCCAAGCAGAGCCGCUGCUUCGGAAGCUCUCUGAAUCCUCUUCUGACAAUUCUUCGGAGGAGCAUCUAGUGAAAAGAACCGGCACGGUAUGGACGGCGAUGGCGCACGUCAUCACAGCGGUGAUAGGGUCCGGCGUGCUGUCGCUGGCGUGGAGCGUGGCGCAGCUCGGCUGGGUCGGGGGGCCGGCGGCCAUGGUGCUCUUCGCCGGGGUGACCGUGGUACAGUCCUCCCUGCUCGCCGACUGCUACAUCUCCCGCGACCCGGAGCGCGGCGCCGCCGUCAGGAACAGGUCCUACGUCGACGCCGUCAGGCUCUACCUAGGCGAGAAGAGCCAGAUGCUCAGCGGGUUUUUCCUCGGCUUCAGCUUGUUUGGGAACAGCGUGGUGUACACUCUCACCGCGGCCGCUAGCAUGAGGGCGAUCGAGAGAGCCAACUGCUACCACAGGGAAGGCCACGGCGCGCCGUGCUGCGCCGCCACCGCCGGCGGGUCGUCGGACGCCUACUACAUGCUCCUGUUCGGCCUCGCGCAGGUGGCGCUGUCGCAGAUACCGGACUUCCACAGCAUGGCGUGGCUCUCCGUCUUCGCCGCCGCCAUGUCCUUCUCCUACUCCUUCAUCGGCUUCGGCCUCGGCGCCGCCAAAGUGAUCGAGAAUGGAGUCAUCAAGGGCGGGAUCGGAGGCGUCUCCCUGGUGUCCCCGGCGCAGAAGGUGUGGCGCGUGGCGCAGGCCCUGGGCGACAUCGCCUUCGCCUACCCGUUCUCCCUGGUGCUGCUGGAGAUCGAGGACACGCUGAGAUCGCCGCCGGCGGAGAGCCAGACGAUGAAGGCGGCGGCGAGGGCCAGCAUCGCGGUCACCACCUUCUUCUACCUCGGGUGCGGGUGCUUCGGCUACGCGGCGUUCGGGGACGACACCCCGGGGAACCUCCUCACCGGCUUCGGGGAGCCCUACUGGCUGGUCGGCCUCGCCAACCUCUGCGUCGUCCUCCACCUCCUCGGCGGCUACCAGGUGUACGCGCAGCCCAUGUUCGCGCUCGUGGAGCGGCGGUUCGGCGCCGGCGUGGUCGACGCGGAGAUGCCGCUGCUCGGCCGCGUGAGCGUGUCCAGGCUGUGCUUCCGCACGGCGAACGUGGCGGCGGCGACGGCGGUGGCCGUGUGGUUCCCCUACUUCAACCAGGUGGUCGGGCUGAUCGGCGCCUUCACCUUCUGGCCGCUGGCCAUCCACUUCCCCGUCCAGAUGUACCUCGCGCAGGGCAAGGUGGCGCCGUGGACGGGGCGGUGGCUCGCCAUCCAGGCCUUCAGUGCCGGCUGCCUGGUCGCCUGCGGCUUCGCCUCGGUUGGCUCUGCCAUGGGGGUGUUCGGCCCCGAGAGAAGCUAGCUGCAACCAACUGAGCCAAAAUUAAUAGUCUCUAUUCUCUAGUACUUAGCUAGGAUAUGUAUAAAUGGGAAAGAUAUACUCUAAUUCAAAGGGGAACACGCCAGAGAUAUUUUAAGCACCAAUGUGACAUUAGCAAACACAAGAGUUUUAGCUUCAUCUCUGCACGAUACAUGUGUCCUUUUAAUGUGACAAUACAACAUGCCGAAUCACAUGGACAAAUUACAAGACAUUGUACAGCCUUCAUUUUUACA